CAGCUAGCUGUCCAUUGAUUUAGAGAGGAAGAGAGAGAUUGAGGAGGAGGGAGCAGCGAGAUUAGGGUAGGCCCCAGCAACGGCUUUGCUUAGGAUGGCCAUGACACGAUCAACAAAUUAAAGACGAUCCAACCCCACCUCCCUCUCUCAUCAGUCAUCACCACCCUCCUCCUCUGACCUCUCUCUUUCCACCAGUCCACCAUGUCCCUCUCUCUCUUUCUCUUUCUCCUCCCAGCCCCACACCUCUGAUCUCCACUCCCCACCCCCACACACCCCGCGCGCGCCUGCCGCGCACGUGCGCACUCCCCGCCGCCGCCGUCCUCCGCUCCGGCGAACGCACGCCGGCGCCCUCGAUCGUCAGCGCUAGCUGCAUGAGACCGAGCGAGCAAGGCAGGCGUCGUAGUAUAGUAUCAAGAUAGCUUCUUUUUCCUCUGGGAAGAAGCACCAUGGACGCGCCGUCGAGCAGCACGAGCACGAGCACCAGCACCAACAGCAGCCGGAGCGCCUCCGAGCACCAGCAACACCAGCACCGCCAGCACCACGCGGCGGGCCAGCCGCACCACCCGUUCUACUACGCCGGCGCGGCGGGGGGCGGCGCGGCGGCUGCUGCCAACGCGGCCGGGAUGCCGCAGUUCAUGGGGUCGCUGGCCAUCGUGCAGCAGGCCCCCUCGGCCGGCGCCGGCGCCGGGGAGGUGCAGCUGGCGCAGGCGUCCGGAUCGUCCGGCGGCGCGGAGAAGAAGGCUGUGGUGCCGGCGCCGGCGAAGCGGCCGACCAAGGACCGGCACACCAAGGUGGAGGGGCGCGGGCGGCGGAUACGGAUGCCGGCGCUGUGCGCGGCGCGGGUGUUCCAGCUCACGCGGGAGCUGGGCCACAAGACCGACGGCGAGACCAUCGAGUGGCUGCUCCAGCAGGCCGAGCCGGCCAUCGUCGCCGCCACGGGGACGGGUACCAUCCCGGCCAACUUCUCCUCCCUCGCCGUCUCCCUCCGCUCCGGCGCCUCGCACCCCUCCUCCGCCGCCUCCCGCGCCGCGGCCGCCUUCCACCACCUCCCGCCGCCGCACCACGAGGUCGCGGCCAUGCUCGGCUGGAACCACGGCCAUCACCACCAGCAGCAGUUCCUGCCGCCCCCGCAGCAGCAGCAGGCGCCGCAAGAUCCCGGCGCCGGGGAGUUCAUGAGGAAGCGCUACAGGGAGGGCGCCGACGACCUGUUCAAGGACGCCGCCGCGCGGCAGAACCCCGACGACGGCGGCAGCGGGGAGGGCGAGGAGCACAAGGCCCGCGUGGCGCCGCCAGCAGGGGCAAUGUGGGCCGUGGCGCCGCCCAGCAGCUCCGCCGCCGGCGCCUUCUGGAUUCAGCCCGCGUGGGCGUUCGGCGCCGGCGCCGGCGCGAGCACGGUGCAGGCGCCGCUCCAGUUCAUGUCCACAAGAAGCAGCAGCAACAACAACUUCCCCGGCGGAGCCACGAUGGACGCCAACAUCGGCAUGCUCGCCGCCCUCAACGCCAGCGGCGGCGGCGCCCAGCACCACCAGCAGCAGGAGCAGCAGGAAGGGCAGCCUGCGGAGAUGGCCCAGCGCCACCGCACCGGCGCCGGCGCGAACGGCGGUGGCGCCGGCCGUGGCGCCGCGAGCCCCCAGUAAGCAAGGGCCGAGCCAUCGGAGAAGGUGAUGGAUCGGAGAGAAUCGAUCGCAUGAUGAGAGCAAGCUCGUGCUGCUUGGUGCUGGUGCAAAGCAUUUGGCAAUUAGGGCAGGGAUUAGUGGCUCGAUUAGGUGAGAUUGCUACUGCUCUUGGUAGUUGAUCCAUUGGUUGCUUAGUUUAUUCUUGAAGGAUUAUUUUAGUUUGCUCUUGGAUUAAUCUAUGAUUGUGCUGAUGGGAGUGAUGAUUGGCUGGGUCCGAUUAGAUCAGAAAAAAUCAGACUGUCAAUUCUUCUCAUAUUUAUGGUGUCAUGAAGAUUGCUGGGAUAUUAGUACAGUCAUUGCUCUUUGCUACCUAGCUACAUGUUCAUCUAGGCUGGACUUUUGCGAGAGAGAUGCAAACCCUAAUUGAAACCCGGGAGUUCUUCUUA
Molecule: messenger RNA, 2062 nt
Organism: Panicum virgatum (switchgrass)
Lineage: Eukaryota; Viridiplantae; Streptophyta; Magnoliopsida; Poales; Poaceae
Product: transcription factor PCF3-like
Exons: 1
Coding region: 447-1637 (396 amino acids)
Cellular component (GO): nucleus
Molecular function (GO): DNA-binding transcription factor activity; sequence-specific DNA binding
Source: RefSeq, a predicted model, not a curated record